GGCCGUGAAGAUGGCCUUCCGCAAGGCCUACUCCAUCAAGGACAAGCUGCAGGCCAUCGAGCGCGUCAAGGGCGGCGAGCGGCAGGCCAGCGUGUGCCGCGACUUCGGUGUGCCGGGCGGCACGCUGCGCGGCUGGCUCAAGGACGAGCCCAAGCUGCGCUGGUUCCUGGAGCAGCUGGGCGGCGAGGUGGGCACGCAGCGCAAGAAGAUGCGGCUGGCCAACGAGGAGGAGAUCGACCGCGCCGUCUACUCGUGGUUCCUGGCGCUGCGCCAGCACGGCGUGCCGCUGUCAGGGCCGCUCAUCCAGGCGCAGGCCGAGGCCUUCGCGCGCCAGAUCUAUGGGCCCGAGUGCACCUUCAAGGCCAGCCACGGCUGGUUCUGGCGCUGGCAGAAGCGCCACGGCAUCUCCAGCCAGCGUAUCUACGGCGAGGCCGAGCCUCUGGCCACGGGCCCCGCGCCGGGCCCGCCCGUCAAGCAGGAGCCCGCGCAGCCCCCCGGCUCCAGCUCCGGCCCCCUGCCCGACCGGGCCCCGGCCCCGCCGCCCCCCGCCGAGGGAGGCUACGGCGACGAGCAGAUCUACAACGCAAACGUCACUGGCCUCUACUGGAAGCUGCUUCCGGAGCAGGCCGCGCCCCUGGGCGCAGGAGACCUCGGCGCGGGGGGCUGCGGCCGGCGCUGGCGGGGUGACCGGGUGACCGUGCUGCUGGCCGCCAACCUGACCGGUAGCCACAAGCUGAAGCCGCUGGUCAUCGGGCAGCUGCCGGACCCGCCUAGCCUGCGCCACCACAACCAGGACAAGUUCCCCGCCUCGUACCGCUACAGCCCGGACGCCUGGCUCAGUCGCCCUCUGCUGCGGGGCUGGUUCUUCGAGGAGUUCGUCCCCGGCGUGAGGCGCUAUCUGCGCCGCAGCUGCCUGCAGCAGAAGGCCGUGCUGCUGGUGGCCCACCCGCCCUGCCCAAGCCCCGCUGCCAGGGUGCCUGCGCUGGAGGAGAGCGAGGAGACCCUGCGGCGGUGUCGGCCCGAGCCCCUCAGCCCCCCCGAAGAGCUGCAAACCCCGGAUGGUGCUGUGCGGGUGCUCUUCCUGUCCAAGGGCAGCAGCCGGGCACACAUCCCUGCCCCACUGGAGCAGGGGGUGGUGGCCGCCUUCAAGCAGCUAUACAAGCGGGAGCUGUUGAGGCUAGCUGUGUCUUGUGCGGGGGGCUCCCCGUUGGACUUCAUGCGCAGCUUCAUGCUCAAGGACAUGCUCUACCUGGCCGGCCUCUCCUGGGACCUGGUGCAGGCAGGCAGCAUUGAGCGGUGCUGGCUGCUCGGCUUGCGGGCGGCCUUUGAGCCCCGGCCCACUGAGGAGUGUGUUGGGCAGCCGGCCGGCCAGGCCGAGGACGCUGCAGAGCACAGCCGGGUGCUCAGCGACCUCACGCACCUGGCAGCCCUGGCCUACAAGCGCCUGGCGCCCGAGGAGGUGGCCAAGUGGCUGCAUCUGGACGAUGAUGGGGGGCUGCCCGACAGCUGCAGGGAGGAGGCAGGCCCUGGCCGGCCCCCUGUGCUGGCUCCUGCUGCCCCUCUACCCCCAGCCAGCCUACCCUCUGUCGUGGGAGGUGGGGAGGAGGAGGAGGAGGCUGCCGUGCCCACUGCUGGGGAGGCUGUCCGGGGUCUGGAGACAGCUCUCCGGUGGCUGGAGAAUCAGGACCCCCGGGAGGUGGGGCCACCAAAGCUGGUGCAGCUGCGCUCACUGAUCAGCAUGGCCCGGAGGCUGGGGGGCAUUGGUCCCUCUCGUGCAGUCCCCGAGGAUGGGGUGUGACCAGGCCAGCCUGAGUGGCCCCCCAGCGGCUGUGUUCCUGCUGCACUUGGAGGGAGGAGACACGCACAGUCUUCCAUUUCCCCUCCCUCCCUCCCCUGGGAUGGCCCACCCCCUGGCUCAGGGGGCUCCAGGGAUCCUGGCCCCCAGGCUGACUUGGAGGGGCUCUGUUGUGGAGGAUCAUCCUGCUCCACUGGUCCCCCAUUCUCCUGAGGGGAGCUAGAAGAGGGGCCCUGGGCUCAUACACCUCCUCCCUGCGCAAGCACACUCGUGGUGUCUGUGGUUUUUGCCAGGGUCCCUUGCCACACACACCUGCCACGAACAACGUAGCGCGCUAAUCAGAGCAGCUCUCGGUUUUCUGGCCCUGGCCCUUACUGGGCUCCAUGCCUGUCCGUACCUCCUGCCCUCCUCCGGGGUGGCCCAUCACACGCACUGGACAAGGGGCCAGCACUCCUGUAAGUCUGGAGCUCUGGUGCUUCAUGGUUCCCAUGCCACAGCCAUGCAGUCUCCAUGCGGAGAUCUCCAUGCGGAGUCCGGUUUUACAGAUACCCUGCCUGGGGCCCAGGGUGGUGUCUCAUUCCCCAGCCUGGGGCUGCUCUUGGAGGUUGGCUCUAUAGAGGCUGGGAAGGGAGGGUGGUGCCCGGCAGUUGGGGAUCCUGAGGUUCCAGAUGCAGCAGCAAGUGUAGAUUUCCGUUCCACUGGGAUUGUUAGUUUUCCUUAAGAAAAUUCCAUUCCCAAACUGCUCUCUUAUUCUAUGGGGUUAGCAGCCUUCUAGACUUGGGCCCCUGGUGACUUGGCCAAUGACUGAGCAAGCUCCCUGGACCAGCAACCAGGCCCAGAGCCACGCCAUCUACCCGGAGCGGGCCUGCGAUACUGACAGCCAUACGGGGACAAUCCUACAGUGCCUUAGUGCUCCUCCAUUGGAACUCCUGGCACUGCCAAGGGUAUGGCUAAGGAGCUGCUUCCCGUAGCCCCAGGGACUGGGCUUCUGAGUGGCUCCGUUUGAGAGGAGGAGGAAAGGGUUCGUGUGUCACUGGCCAGCUCUAGGUUCAGAGUCCGGCGGUGCCCGGGCCUCCGAGGGACGGCCUUGGGGGAGGUGCUGCCCAGAGCGCUUGUGAGAGGCGGGGGCCAGGUCUGAGUGCUGCCUGCCUCCGUCCUCCCUUCACCCCCACCUGCCCCACAUCCUCCGGCAGUAGCCAGGCAGCUGCAGGCACACGGUGUGUCCAUGGGAGGGGGUGGCCAGGCACUGCUGAGGCAGCUGGAGGGAGCCCCCAGAGCAGCUUCCCCACAAGUCUGAGAACAUAAGUUGUUCCGUGGAACUGUCCCCGGUCAGAGUGUGUGUGUGUCACAUCCAUGUAUCUCAAAUCUGAAAGCUGAGGGAAGGUGUGAAGAAUUUGGGAGCAGGGGCCCCCAACUGGGGCCCCUCUGGCCCGUCCACUCACUAGCUGUCUCCAGCCCGCGCCCCUGCAGGUGCCUCUGGCCGUCUGUGGCUGCCGUCUGUGGCUGGCCCUGGGACUCUAACCCAAGCAGCUAGCAUGGGGCUUCAGGAAGUCUUCCCUUUUGUAACAUCCGAUGGCAACUCAGGGACCUAGGGCUGGGAGGCCCUGGCCUCUGCUCUGCCAGGCGUGCCCCCGGGGGAGUCUGGAGAGGCAGACCUCAGGGCCCCCAUGGGCACUGGGCAAGGGUGCACUUGGGACCCCAGAGUCUCUCUCUGCAGAAUGGUUGAACACUCACAGCAGCAGAGCUUGUUGCUCUUCCCCAAAGUGGCUCUUGGUCAGGAUCAUCGUUAGGGCAUCCAGUGGGCUUGGCAGCGGGCUGGGGAGGGGGGGGCACGUGGAUGAAGACAAGCCGGUGUGCAGGCUCUGCUAAAACCGCCCUUGACCUGCAUGUUCUGUGGGGAUGAGACUAAGCUGCAACCCUCAGAGGGAGCUGUCUGAGAGGCACGGCCUUGCCCAAGGGGGCUACAUGCCUGGGAAGCCACCCCCAGACAGCUGGGGGGCUGCAGGGCACCAUGUUGGCAUGUGGUGAAGGGAAGAGUGUGCCCUCCAGGGACCCCCAGCCCAGCGAGUCAGGAUUGCCGCGGGGAGCCCGGGAGGGGGGCUGGGCGCUGUUUGUGCCCAGAUAAGGGUGCCCACAGGCUAGCCUUGACUCCAGGGGCGUGUCCUUGAGGACCAUGGGCUUUUGGGAUGCAUGCUCUGUUGAGGGGCCUUUUCACACCCAUCCUUGAGGGAGGAAUUCACCCAGUCAGGUAGGCCCAACGUGCUUUAUAAUAAAGGUUCAUGUCAAUUUCAUGUGCAUCCCUGUUCUAAAGUCUUAUUUUAACAU
Molecule: messenger RNA, 4120 nt
Organism: Neomonachus schauinslandi (Hawaiian monk seal)
Lineage: Eukaryota; Metazoa; Chordata; Mammalia; Carnivora; Phocidae
Gene: TIGD5
Product: tigger transposable element derived 5
Exons: 1
Coding region: 11-1798 (595 amino acids)
Cellular component (GO): nucleus
Molecular function (GO): DNA binding
Source: RefSeq, a predicted model, not a curated record